CACAAACAUUUUUGGUAUUUUGGACGCAUAACUGCAGUCACACAUAAAACAUAUUGCAGUAAAAAAUAUAUAUAUGUUGGAGGCAGGAUUUGCAGCAUAGUGAAGUUAUACUGCACUCGGACUCAGUCCUUUUUCGUAAGGGAUCCUCUUUAGGACUCUGUGUAAUGAAGAAGAGAGGGAGAAGAGCGCGGCUACCCGAUGUGGAAGCAGGACAGAGAAGCCAGACUCAGUCAGUGGCUGGGGUCAAGAAACCUGCUGGGCGGCGAGAAAGACCAAAGAAUGCUGUGAAAACAACUCCACAAUCAGUUGUAUGUGAUGGAGGUUUCGAGGAUGUUGGUCCAAGUGACAGAUCUGCAAGAUUACAAUUGAGCACAACUGUGUCAGUUGUGGAGAUAGAAGGGGAGGAGCAUCCAGAGAAUAGAUCAAAGAAAUCAGGUAUGGGCAGACUCAGCACUGCAUUCUGUCGACUCUGUCAUGGAAAGUUCUCACCUCGGAGGCUGCGGCAUGCCUUUGACAAGUGGCCAGGAGAGCUGGAGGGGGUCCCUGACCAGACAGAGCCAGCCCAGUCACCCCUGCUUUUCUACACAGACUUUCAGCGCCUAGUGGGAGUGCCACUGAACCGUGACCCACGUCUCUCACAAUUUGUCUGCAAGAACUGCCACACAAAAUUCUACAAGUGCCACACUAUCCUGCUCACAUUUCUGCAGAGGGUAAACCUCUUGCCAUCUGUGAAUGUGCACACCAGAGACAGGAAAAGUUCAGAGUGCUCUCAAUCAACAGUGCAUCCCAGCUUGUUGUCACUCCCUCUCCCAGCAUUCUCCAUCCCCUCCGAUCCCAAGUGUCUCCACAGCCUGGUGUCCUGGGCCCACCACCAUGCAGAGGACUGCCGCUCCUGCCCUGACCUGAAAGAAGUGCUGGAGGGGCAGUGCUGGGGCUCAGUAAGGGCUGUCUGGGGGUGUAUGGAUGGACAUAGUUACAUGAUGGACACACAGACCAGAGCAAAUCCUGGACACACUGGGUGUGAUCCCCUACUGGAAGCUGAGGAGCAGCCCAGAGGGAACCGAAUCCCUGUCAACACCACCAUGCCCCAGGCCAGUCCAGCUGCUACCCCACAGACUCAGAGCUCCAUCAACACUGAUGCUACUACCACCAGUGCAGAUGAAUUUCUCUUUGGUAAGGAGACACCCUCCCCUGCACCAGCCCCACUCAUGGACAGGACAGGUGACAUUGACCUAUAUGACCGGAACAUGUCCAGUGAGGAUGAGUUGGAAGAUAAAAGGAAAAGUGGAUCCUCUGAUGAAUUAUUUGAACCAUACCCAGAAAAGAAAGUUGCCUCCCCAAAGAAGAGAACCAGAAGAAAAGAAGCAAAAACUCCCAAGGAGCCUAAAGUUAGAAAGAAGCCAGGACCCAAGCCUGGCUGGAAGAAGCCGAUCAAGUCAGAAAGAGAGGAGCUGCCCAAUAUCUACAAAUGUCCGUACCAGGGCUGCUCAGCUGUGUACCGAGGAGCAGACGGCAUGAAGAAACACAUUAAGGAGCACCAUGAAGAGAUCCGUGAGCGACCCUGCCCUCACCCUGGCUGCAACAAGGUCUUCAUGAUUGACCGCUACCUGCAGCGACACGUGAAACUCAUCCACACAGAGGUGAGGAACUACAUCUGUGACCAGUGUGGUCAGACCUUCAAGCAGAGGAAGCACCUGUCUGUGCACCAGAUGCGCCACUCAGGGGUCAAGCCACUACAGUGCGAAGUGUGUGGUUUCCAGUGCCGCCAGAGAGCGUCGCUAAAGUACCACAUGACUAAACACAAGGCAGAAGCUGAUCUGGAAUUUGCAUGCAAACUGUGUGGAAAGCGCUUUGAGAAGGCCCACAACCUCAACGUCCACAUGUCCAUGGUGCAUCCCCUCACACUAGCAGCUGCCGGAGGAAACAUCGACAGCCCCUCCAACCCUGCUAUCACCAAUUUAGAGACCAUCACAGAGACUGGGGAACUGAACCCUUACACCAGUUGACCGACUUGAUUAGGCAUGUGACCCUCAAGGAGAUAUACCAACCACAAAGUCCCCUAAACCACAAAGUAUAACAGAGCUAGGGAACUAGAUUCAGCUGCAGGACGAUUUCUGUCUGAGCGGAUGGUCAGAGAGCCAGUACAUAAUUCUAAAAACUUUGAACACCUGCAAAUUAACCACAACUAAGGCAAAAAAAUCACUUGCGGGAUUGUUUUGGCCCGCCAGCCGCCUGUUGCCGACCCCUACUCUAUAAGAAGUCUGGUGUAGAAUGGUCAUGGCUAAUGUGACUAAUUAACUUGAGGUAGAGAAUAAGGUUAAUAUAAGUUAUACGUGCACUGUGUAUAAAUGACAGUACUUCUAAAAGGAGCACAGCUAGCAGAUCCUCUUUCAAAGCCAGGUAAGCUGUGUGAUACUUACUUUAGUGUUGUACUGCUCUAUAAUUAUGUCCUUAAGGCAACAUUAUCAUGUAGCUAGCCAAGUAUAUUCUUCAUGGGAGGACAAAGACCAAGUUUUCAAACUCCCCCAUACAUCUUUAUAUAUAUUGUUCAUUAAGGAAGGCAAGUUGUCAUGAUUCAAGGAUGCCAAACGUCAGUAACAGUCCACGGGUGUGCCUGUAGCCCCAUAUAUAUUUCUCUCUCUCACACACACACACACACACACACACACACACACACACACACACACACACAGUCCAUUCAGAAAGUAUUCAGACCCUUUUCCCUUUUCCACAUUUUGUUACAUUACAGCCUUAUUCUAAAAUGGAUUAAAUAAAUACAAAUCCUCAAUCUACACACAAUACCCGAAAAGCGAAAAAAGGUUUUUAAAAUGUUUGUCUAUGUAUUAAAUAUACAUAACAUACCUUAUUGACGUAAGUAUUCAGGACCUUUGCUAUGAGAAUCGAAAUUGAGCUCAGGUUCAUCCUGUUUCCAUUGAUCAUCCUUGAGAUAUUUCUGCAACUAGGUUGAAGGAAUUGUCCGUAGAGCUCUGAGACAGGAUUGUGUCAAGAGACAGAUCUGGGGAAGGGUACCAACACAUUUCUGCAGCAUUGAUGGUCCCCA
Messenger RNA from Salmo salar (Atlantic salmon), 3061 nucleotides. Its product is annotated as zinc finger protein 276. Gene Ontology annotation, molecular function: zinc ion binding. Gene Ontology annotation, cellular component: nucleus. NCBI's taxonomy places the organism in Eukaryota, Metazoa, Chordata, Actinopteri, Salmoniformes, Salmonidae. The record is from RefSeq and is a predicted model, not a curated record.